UGAUCUUUUGUUUCUAUUCCAAUAUCACUUGUAAUAUAAUACAUUAAUCCUCAAGUUGGGAAAGGAAAUUAUGUGUGAGUGGUGCAUUGCAUUAUGUACUGUCUUGUGGCUGCUAAGAGGAGAUAGUUCCUGGCAUCUUCCAUUGGACUUCAUUACUUCAUUACUUCAUCAAAAUCAUAAAGCCACUGCCCUAUAAAUAUAAGCAUAUGAGAAGGGGUUUUUGUAAAUUGUAAUUCAUAAGAAGUUUUUACAAGUAAUAUAAUCAUAAUGUCAAAAGCAGGGGCAAAGAAUGAAGAGGCAACAGUAGUAUCUAUAGAUACUGCAAGUGAAAAUAAAAAGGAUAGAGAAGAGAAGAACAGUGGUUGGAUGAAACCAGGAGAUGUGGAUUUUGUAAUGGUUGUCGUAACAUUCAUCGCAGCCGUGGCAUUCCAAGUAGGAAUAAACCCACCGGGCAGUGUAUGGCAGGAGGACAAGAAUGGGUUUACUGCAGGUAAAUCAAUAAUGGCAUCAAAAUCACCUUCGGAAUACAAGAAAUUCAUGGCGGGAGUGACACUAUGUCUUGGAUUUUCAUUGAUCCAGUUAUGUGUGAUGUUAUUCAGAUGGUAUCUCAAAAGUUAUUCAGUUAGGAGAAUGAUUAUGUACAUACUGAUGCUGUGUACAAUAGCGCCAAUGAUUGUUUCGUUUUGGGCCUCUGUUAAAGCUUUGACACCUGAUGAAAAACUAAUGUCUGAGAUCACUGCUACCAUAUGGUCUAUUUUGGGAGUCUAUCUUAUAAGUCUCCCAAUUAUUCUUCUAUACUACCUAGUCAAGACGUUCUUGUGAGUUAUAUCAUUUUCCUAAUGGUUUUAUCUUCUAUUAAUUUCUUUAAUUCAUAAAAAAAAUCAAUGUAAUUUGUUUAAUUUUCUUUUGUAAGUUUUGAGUUAAUAAACUUCAAUUGAGAUUUGUUAUUUGGUUUCUAA
This is a messenger RNA of Cucumis sativus (cucumber), 959 nucleotides long. RefSeq lists its product as uncharacterized. The transcript has 2 exons. The record is from RefSeq and is a predicted model, not a curated record. NCBI's taxonomy places the organism in Eukaryota, Viridiplantae, Streptophyta, Magnoliopsida, Cucurbitales, Cucurbitaceae. Bases 268 to 822 code for a protein of 184 amino acids.